AUGACUUGCGCGUUUGAAGAUGGGAAGGAACGUCCUAUUUUAACGGACAUGGACGUUGCUACCAUUAUCUCCCUAGAGGACGACCCUACUCUCCCAGCAUCCACAUUUCGCAUGCGGUUCGUCGGUAUCGGGCUAUCAUGCUUCGGUACCGUUCUUGGUCAAAUAUUUGUAAGGCCAUCUCUACGCUUUGAUAAGACCAACCUGACACAGCUUGAUAUUAAGAAACAUGUCGCAACAACUAUCUUCUCUACGACUGCCGCUGAAUUUGCCCUUGCCAUUAGCAUACUGUUUGCCGAAGAUGACUUGUACUACAGUAUUCAAGUACGCGGUAUCAAUUCCGCCAAAAAUUGUCGUCGUCUUCUGGAUUCACAUCCAAAUGCCGCUGUCGAAAAUUUCACUCUCAUUGACAGCCAAGUUAUCAGAUACGGACCGGGCGGCAUCAUGCGCUCGUUCUUUGUCUACCCACGUGCCUCGUCUUUCCCAACCUGCUUCCUACCGUGCAGCUUUUCGACGCCCUUCACGAGGCAAGAAGAUAUUUCUCCGGAAAAAAUGCGUCCGGUCCUUUUGGAGUAUCUUCGUCUGGGAAGGAUUUCCCGAGUAUUUAUCCCUGACCCUGACGGGGAUAAGCGUCUUCUGUUUGGCGAAUAG
Guyanagaster necrorhizus is the source of this 648-nucleotide messenger RNA. RefSeq lists its product as uncharacterized. The coding region runs from base 1 to 648 and encodes 215 amino acids. The record is from RefSeq and is a predicted model, not a curated record. The transcript is spliced from 3 exons. NCBI's taxonomy places the organism in Eukaryota, Fungi, Basidiomycota, Agaricomycetes, Agaricales, Physalacriaceae.